AUGCGCCUCAAAGACUUCCCGAGCUUCAUCCGCACCACGGACCCAGAUGACGCCAUGCUCACCUUGACCCUGCACUCAACGGAGUGCCAGUGCUCCGUCCCGUCUGCUGUCGUGUUCCACACAUUCGAGGAGCUAGAGAGCCAAGUCAUCAGCGCCAUGUCAGACAUCCUGCCGCCUAUCUACGCCAUGGGUCCGCUACCACUUCUCAGGGAAGCCUGUGCCAGCGCCAGCAAUGACCAUGCUGCCAGCACGUCGGCGGCCUCCAGCCUUUCCAAGGAGGACCACGCGUGCCAGGUCUGGCUCCACGGCAAGCGUCCCAACUCGGUGGUGUUCACGAUGCUGUGCUGGCCGUUCGGGGCCGACCAGCAGACCAACACCAGGAUGCCGUGCACGGAGUGGCGCGUCAGCGUGGAGAUCAGCGAGGACCCCGGGCGGGAGGAGGUGGAGGCGGCGAUACCGCAGGUGAUGGGCAGGGGGAGAGGGCAGGAGCUGAGGGGGUCGGCGGCGGAGUGGAAGGAUAAGGCCGCGCUCGCGGCACGGCCAGGUGGCUCCGCUUGGGUAAAUCUGGAGACGAGGUGCUUGCUCCUCUGA
Panicum virgatum (switchgrass) is the source of this 591-nucleotide messenger RNA. Its product is annotated as 7-deoxyloganetin glucosyltransferase-like. The record is from RefSeq and is a predicted model, not a curated record. The transcript has a single exon. NCBI's taxonomy places the organism in Eukaryota, Viridiplantae, Streptophyta, Magnoliopsida, Poales, Poaceae. Bases 1 to 591 code for a protein of 196 amino acids.